UGAUACAUUGUGCGGCCAGUCGUGAAGUAUUCAUCAUGCCCAGACACACCGAAGGCACGCAAUCGAGGAAACGAAAGGAUUGACCCCGUGGAACGUUCACCAUUUAGCUUCUUCCUUUUCUUCCUUAACUCCGGAGCAUCGAUUUAUGGGAUACUCGAACCGUCAUUUCCACCGCCCAUGCCUCCGGAACCUCCGCCCAGGAAAUAUGGGAUCUUUGUCACUCGACCUCCUGGCCAACGUCGUCCCGCAAUUGCAGCUGCGUCUACACCACCAAAAAUCGGAUUCAAGUAACUAUGCUUCUGUCGAGGCUUCCUCGGAAUCAGCAAUUUAUCAACAAACGGAAAAAUUGAUCUGGAGUGGUGGAGAUCGCCGACACAAUGAAAGAAGAAGGAAACGAUACGAUAAAUUUUGGAACAAUGCCACUUCGUCGCGAUUGAAUGUGAAGAAAUUGAACAGUGAAACUCUGAAAAACGUGACGCCCCUUACUAAAUCUUUGUUGGGUCUCGUCACUAUUUUCACGAAGGAGAAAUUUUAA
Apis laboriosa (Himalayan honeybee) is the source of this 535-nucleotide messenger RNA. RefSeq lists its product as uncharacterized. Lineage: Eukaryota; Metazoa; Arthropoda; Insecta; Hymenoptera; Apidae. The record is from RefSeq and is a predicted model, not a curated record. Bases 146 to 535 code for a protein of 129 amino acids. The transcript is spliced from 3 exons.